GUCCAAGCUGAACAACCGCUACUACCCACAAAACAACACCUCCUAAUCUAGAUAUUUACCUCCCCAAUCUUGAAGUGCUACCGCGCAAAGCCACUACACAUCACGUAGCAAGAAAAACAGGAGUAUAGAGCUUUUUUUAUUUUCUCCGAGCGGACUGGUUUUGUUCGAAAUCUAAAGCAAGUGUGGUAAUUUUGGCUUUUGCCUCGUCACACAAACGACCGCCGCUUUCGAGCAACCAUUUGCCAACUAACUACUCUUUUGGGUAUUUACAGAAUACUAUCACUAUCAUCUUUUGAGUAUUUACAAAAGCUCCAGUUUUGAAAAGCUCUGACCUGAUUCAGUUUUGAAAGCUCCAAGCCAUACAGCUCUGUUCUAAUCCUGCUAUUCGCUUUUGCCUAACAACAGUACAACUGCUUUCUCAGAACAAAGAACGAAACGGAUAGUGAAGCAACUUCUUUCAGUAGACUCAGCACAUUUUUUAUUCAGUACGACUUUCUUUAGCGUAAUUCAAUCCCGUACACCUUGAAUUGCCAAUUAAGUUAAGUUAACACAGAGUCGCUUUGUGACCUCGCCGUUCCUAGUCUUGCUAGUAAGAUUUUGGCUCCAGCGAACACACUGAUAUUGCUCUCACCCCGUUUCCGAAAAUAAUGGCGCGUGCCGGUUUUGCCGUCCUUGUGCAGAUCUUCCUGCAGCAGAAUCCUCGUCAAGCUCUUCUAGGGCUCGUCUCCGCGAGCCCUCGCUAUGGUCCCGCAGGAGCGCGCGGAAGCACUUCCGCAGAGCGGGCGCCGUCCUCUUCUUCGCGUCGCACGCGUUCUCCUUCGCGGCGCGCCGGGUCGGGCACACGCCGCCCCGCUGCUGCUCCCUCGGCUGCGCAUCCUGUUGGCUCGGUUGCUGAUUUGCUCAGGAUUGCGGCAACGCGGGUCGUCUUCAAGUUUCGGUACGCCGCGCACAAAGAGUGGGAAAAUAUCGUUACGCAGUGGCCCUACCGCAGCGACCGGAAGUUGCGGGUUGUGGGCGGCAAACCUAGCGUGCGGCAGCUAAGGUAUGGUCAGAAUUACAGAGAUAUCUGGGAAAGGAUGCUGGUUGAAUUUCAAACGGCGCAAACAUACGGCACCGAAGCCAUUUUCGAAACGUCCGUGGACCAACGACUUGCUAUCGGCGGGAGUAAUGUUUGGGGCGUAUUCCGCCCCGACACGUCUACGCACACCCUGAUUCAUCUUUGCAAAUCAUCUACUAACGGCACAUAUUCAAGUCGUCGCCCCCCCCUGGCUCGACUUCAAGCCGUCGACCCCCGUCUACAACAAAUUUUCCUCGAUCUUCAACAAGGCCUUCCACUUGACUUUGGCCAAAUUUUUCCGGAGAUCGCGGCCGAGCAAGCCGCCUCUAGCGACACCGACUUUGUCUCCGACGCGCUCCAGGAAAAGGUGCUUGGUGCUAUCGCUGAAUGGGAAUGGGCGACUCGUACACACUCUUUCUUCACGAUGCCCGAGUGGUAUUUGGUGACGGACUUACUGCACGAAACGCGCUUAGAAGCAACCUCUGGCGACGUGGGCGAGGACAGAGGCCUUUUGAUCGAGAAGUAUUUGGACGAUGAGGCGCCUUUCGGUGCGUCUCGCCUUUUUGAUACCCCCUUGCCAUUUGUGGAUGAACAGCGGGGCGGCAAGAAAAGAGUCGACGUCGUCAGGGACUGGAUGAAAAUGGCUCUGCACGGCGAGACGGCCCUUACCAAGCCUGGGAAAGACACUUGGGACGCUUUUGGACUCAAUGCUGAGGCAGAGGCUUAUGACGCAGAGGCAGCGGCACAGGGAGGGGGGGUUCGCGUUCAGAAUUGGAGCCAUUGGAACCCACACCGCGAAGUUGAUGUACUAUCCCACGAGCCCACAGCGCCAAUGGAGCCACAGCAACCCCGUCCGCGGGUUCGUGGUGAUUAUCUUGGCGCGCAUAACGCGCAGGACGGCGGGUAGAACCGCGACGGCACCCUGUCUGACCUCUUGCGGCAACUCGGCGCGGCGCGGUACACAAAGGCACUUGUGUGGAGCCACAUUCUGGGGGAGGUUCGCCAGAUUCUGAGAGGAGCCAAGAUGCCCCACCCGUUUGCAUCCUGCACAAGCGGAUUGAACCCUAACGAGCGCCACAGGCAGAUCCUACCUGACGCUCCGCGAUGGAAGGUAGACGAGGUCGGAAAGCGGCUUGGAAUGCCCGAGCGCGCACUGGCCGACUUUCAGCAUGCCGGACAAAAUCACCGAGGGAUGGGAGCGCGAGAGAUGGCACCGCGGGACGGUACAGCGGCUCCACCAGAUGUACGACCAUAGAAACCGUACCGAACCGCAGCAGCUGUAAAUAAGUAGCUGCCGCCCACUGCAGUGGUCGCUCUGCUCGGCAACCACGACAAUGAAUUCGAGAGUCAGUUGAGAAGAAGUUAAUGUACUGGGCCCACGGGUGGAGCUUGAAGUACUGGACUCAAGGAUGGACUGAGCUUGAAGUCCUGAAAGAAGUGGAAGUACUGGGCUUCAGGCUGCACCUGAUAAAAACGAAGACAGACUACCAGAUAGCGCAACUUCGUAAAGUAUGUAUGAUCUUUAACCGCCCGAAGAACUACCGCAACUAGCACCUAAUGCACGCAGUUAAGCUGCACUUGCACUUUAAAAAGAGGAGUCACUUUCCUAAUUUUCCUCCUCGGGAACUUUGAUAAAUCGACGUCCGACUGGUCGCGCCAUCUAUUCAUUGAAGUAGAAAAUAAAGUUCGCCGCCGUCCAGCACGCAGGCAACCGGCCACGAAGAAGGACAACCUCUGUUGAUUCUCCUGGCGACAGUUGCACUUUGCGAGCCAUGAAAACCUCAGGGACGGGCCCUUCUCGGGCCUUGGAAGUACAGUUUUAGAGGCACUCCCCCUUGAACUUGUAAAAUAUCACUUGAGAUGUAAGAUUCACACUCAGAGAAACAUUCCCGGAUUCAGUCCUCGAGGAGAAGCACAUCUGUGCGGACCUGUUCAAUUUCCAGUAGGCCACUAAGUAGCACUACCCACCUUGUAACACAUUACUUGAAAAAGUUGAAAACUCAGAGAAACAUUCCCGGACUGCCCUCGAGGGGAAGCACUUCUGUGCGAACCUGUUGAAAUGCAUGUAUGAUAACUCGCAGCAAAACUAAAACUAAACAAGAGGCGUUGUAUGAUUCUUUCGAGCAAUGUGGACCUGUAGGAUGAAAAUGAUUAUGCGAGGCUGGAGCAAAUGAAAAAGCUGUGCAACCUUCUCUUUUCCCGCAUCACAGAUUCGCUGUUCUACGUCGUCGCAGUUUUGUGGAUGAGAGUCUUGUCCUUUCUUUCUUGGACCGUAAAAGGGAUUAUCUAUUUCUCCAGCAAUUGCGCGAGGCUGAACUUGGUUGCAACGCCCCUGGUAAGAUCCGG
This is a messenger RNA of Amoebophrya sp. A120, 3403 nucleotides long. Lineage: Eukaryota; Dinophyceae; Syndiniales; Amoebophryaceae. The record is from the annotation of a GenBank genome assembly.